Molecule: messenger RNA, 2670 nt
Organism: Linnemannia hyalina
Lineage: Eukaryota; Fungi; Mortierellomycota; Mortierellomycetes; Mortierellales; Mortierellaceae
Source: the annotation of a GenBank genome assembly
AUGCGUAUCUCAAGUGCAAUUGCAUUGGUCACCUUGGCUGCCACAGCCGUGUUCACUGGCGUCGUCCAAGGAGCAGAAGAACCCGAGGUCAAGGUGUUGACGUCGGAGAACUUCAAGGAUGCGAUCAACCAAAAGUUUGUCCUUGUGGACUUUUAUGCGCCAUGGUGCGGACAUUGCCAGAACCUUGAGCCUGAGUAUGAGGCUGCCGCCAAGAUAUUGAAGGACGACGAGACGAUCCUGCUGGCAAAGGUUGACUGUGUGGCCGAGAAGGAGCUCUGCAAGAGCUACGAAGUUGAUAGCUACCCCACCCUCAAGAUCUUCAGAGAGGGUGUCCCAAGAGACUACAAGGGCGCUCGCAAGACCGACGGCAUCGUCUCCUACCUCAAGAAGCACGCCGCCCCUCCAGUAACGAUCCUCACCGCCGAAACUCUCCCCGCCUUUGCCGAGUCCGAACGUGUCGUCGUCGUGGCCGUCCUCCCUGCCGACGACCCCCAACGCGAAGAGGUCGACAAGAUUGCCCGCUACUACCGUGACGAUUUCAUCUUUGGAGUUGUCGAGGAACACCCAGACGUCAAGGCCCCAGCCGUGGUUCUUUACAAGAAGUUUGAUGAGGGCAAGAAUAUCCUUGAGGGCGAGAUCACCGAUGCAAAGUUGCUCAGCUUUGUCCGGACCAACUGUCUCCCGACCAUUGAUGAGAUUGGAGCGACCAACUAUGCACAUUACAUGGAUGCCACGAUCCCAUUGGCUUACUUGUUCUAUGGCACGACGGACCAGCGUGAUGCGCUGAAGGAGGACUUUGAGGCCGUCGCCAAGGAGUGGAAGGGUAAAGUCAAUUUUGUUUACCUCGAUGCCCAAAAGUAUGGUGCCCACGCUACCAACGUCGGUCUCAAGGAUAACUGGCCUGCUUUCGCAGUCCAGGACGUCAGCACGGCCGAGAAGUUCCCUCUGGAGCAAAACGACGAGCCUCUGACCGUCGAGCGUAUCAAGCAGCAUAUCACCGAGGUUGUUGCUGGCAUCCAGAAGGCCAAGGUCAAGUCUGAGGCCAUCCCCGAGUCCAACGACGGAAACGUUAAGAUUGUUGUCGCCAAUUCCUACGACGAGAUUGUUCACGACAAGGAGAAGGAUGUCUUGAUCGAGUACUAUGCCCCUUGGUGCGGAUUUUGCAAGCGUCUCGAGCCCAUUUACGACGAACUUGGUGCUUUGUACAAAGGAUCCAACAUUGUCAUUGCCAAGCUUGACGCCACCGCCAACGAUCUCCCCGCCUCGGUUCCUUUUGCUGUCACUGGUUACCCCACCAUCAAGUUCAAGAAGGCCGGUCAAGACACCUACAUGGACUACAAUGGUGAACGCACCGCUGCUGCCUUUGUCGACUUUAUCCGCAAGAACGCCGUCAACACGUUCGAGGUUGCCGAUCCCGAAGGCAUCUACGAGCCCAAGCUCAAGUCCGAGACCGUCCCUGAGACCCAGGAUGGUCCCGUCACCGUCGUGGUUGCCAAUAACUACGAGAACGUUGUUCACGAUAGCGACAAGGAUGUCCUGAUCGAGUACUACGCUCCCUGGUGCGGAUUCUGCAAGCGCCUCGAGCCCAUCUACGACGAGCUCGGUGCACUCUACGAGGGGUCCAACAUUGUUGUCGCAAAGUUCGACGCCACCGCCAACGACCUCCCCGCUUCAGUUCCCUUCGCCGUCUCGGGCUACCCCACGAUCAAGUUCAAGAAGGCCGGCUCCAAGGAUUAUAUCGACUAUAGUGGCGAACGCACAGCCGCAGCAUUCGUCGAUUUCAUUCGCAAGAACGCCGUCAACAAGUUCGACGUUGCCGAUCCCGAAGGCAUCUACGAGCGCAAGCACAAGUCCGAGGCUGUCCCCGAGACCCAAGACGGACCCGUCACGGUCGUGGUCACUGACAACUACGAGAAUGUCGUCCACGACAACGACAAGGAUGUCUUGAUCGAGUACUACGCUCCUUGGUGCGGAUUCUGCAAGAGCCUCGCUCCUAUCUAUGAUGAGCUCGGAGCCUUGUACAAGGGUUCCAACAUUGUUGUCGCAAAGUUCGACGCCACCGCCAACGAACUCCCAGCUUCAAUUCCCUUUGCGGUUUCGGGCUACCCCACAAUCAUGUUCAAGAAGGCCGGCACCAAGGACUACGUCGAGUACAAUGGCGAACGCACAGCCGCAGCAUUCGUCGAUUUCAUCCGUAAGAACGCCGUCAACAAGUUUGACGUUGCCGAUCCCGAAGGCAUUUACGAGCGCAAGCACAAGUCCGAGGCUGUCCCCGAGACCCAAGACGGACCCGUCACAGUCGUGGUCGCGGACAACUACGAGAAUGUCGUCCACGACAACGACAAGGAUGUCUUGAUCGAGUACUACGCUCCUUGGUGCGGAUUCUGCAAGCGCCUCGCUCCUAUCUAUGAUGAGCUCGGAGCCUUGUACAAGGGUUCCAACAUUGUUGUUGCAAAGUUCGACGCCACCGCCAACGAACUCCCAGCUUCAGUUCCCUUUGCGGUCUCGGGUUACCCCACAAUCAAGUUCAAGAAGGCCGGCACCAAGGACUACGUCGAGUACAACGGCGAGCGCACGACCGAGGCCUUUAUUUCCUUCUUGGAGAAGAAUGCCGUCAACAAGGUCGAGGUCAAGAACGAGACCAAGAAGGACACCCAUGAUGAGCUGUAA